Molecule: messenger RNA, 306 nt
Organism: Myotis brandtii (Brandt's bat)
Lineage: Eukaryota; Metazoa; Chordata; Mammalia; Chiroptera; Vespertilionidae
Product: E3 ubiquitin-protein ligase RNF213-like
Exons: 2
Biological process (GO): sprouting angiogenesis; negative regulation of non-canonical Wnt signaling pathway; ubiquitin-dependent protein catabolic process
Cellular component (GO): nucleolus; cytosol; membrane
Molecular function (GO): ATP hydrolysis activity; ubiquitin-protein transferase activity
Source: RefSeq, a predicted model, not a curated record
CGAGACUCUGCCAGGGACUUGGGGUGGCUGAAGAAGGUGAAGGAGAGCCACGGCUCAGUAGAGCACUCGUCGCUAUCACUGGCCAGAGCCAUCAACAGCAGGGGCAUCUAUGUGAUCCAGGUGCCCACUGAGCUCCAGCAGAUCUCCCCAGACACUGCUCUUUAUUUGCUCCUCCCUGAGAGCAGUGCGGAUAGCCAGGAGCAGCGCAGAUGCUCCCUGGAGGAGCUGAAGGAGCUUCUGAACAAGUUGAUGCUCAUGUCUGGCAAGAAAGACCACCACAGUGCCGAGGCGCAGGUGUUCUCCGAG